Molecule: messenger RNA, 1821 nt
Organism: Diaporthe batatas
Lineage: Eukaryota; Fungi; Ascomycota; Sordariomycetes; Diaporthales; Diaporthaceae
Exons: 3
Coding region: 707-1597 (296 amino acids)
Biological process (GO): purine nucleobase catabolic process; urate catabolic process
Cellular component (GO): peroxisome
Molecular function (GO): urate oxidase activity
Source: RefSeq, a predicted model, not a curated record
GUCAAAAGGCACGGCUCAUUCAGGAAAAGAGGGCACAACACAAAGAGCCCCACGUUCUCAGGUCUCGGCGGCUUCCGCCCGGCCUGGCGCUGGCGACCGUCCGCUGUGGGGCUCCUUGGGGCUCCGGUCCGUGGAGCUGGGAGGCCCUGACGCUUCUUCUUUGGCAGGAACAAGCCCCGGCUCGGCAGCGUGAUCGCGUGCAUCUGCCCAUUUCUGCUGAUAAACUAGAUGGCCGGUGCUUUCUCGCCUGCCUGGUUGGUCCGUUCUGGCUCCGUUGGUCACUCGAUUGUCCAAAGCCACUGCGUAGUGCUCAAGAGACAAAAGUACUUACUUAGUAUCCCUCCCCGGCAGCGAACUAUAUAAACACACCGCAGGCCGCCCCCCUCCUCUAUCCUUGGCCUUGACGCCGAGAUAGCUCACUCCAAUCCCUCCUCACUUUGCGGUCUGGUCUGGCCUGGAACCUACGUGACUCAGAAUAGCAUCGUGCAAAGACUUGUAUGAGUUGUGGCGUACCGUUAGCCUCUUCCGAGUGUCCGCGUGCUUCUCCGUCCUUCCCCGAGCCGGUGGCAGAGCCAGUCUGAUACGCUCGAUAACAUAUCCUCUUCUGUUUACGUGCCUUAUAUUGCAUCUCAUACCAUUCUCCUGUCCUCCGCUUCUGCUCACCACCACCACCACCACCCCCUGUUCAGCCGGCACAUCUCACACAAUGCCCAGACUCGCAUCUGCCCGCUACGGCAAGGACAAUGUCCGCGUCUACAAGGUGCACAGGGACGAGGCCACCGGGGUUCAGACCGUCACAGAGAUGACAGUGACCUGUCUGCUUGAGGGACAGAUCGAGACAUCAUACACAGAGGCGGACAACAGCGUCGUGGUGGCCACAGACUCGAUGAAGAACACCAUCUACAUCAAGGCAAAGGAACACCCCGUCGACCCGCCAGAGCUCUUCGCCUCCAUCCUGGGCCAGCACUUCCUGGACACCUACAGGCACAUCACCACCGCCCACAUCAAGGUCGUGGUGCACCGCUGGACACGCAUGGUCGUCGACGGCAAGCCCCACCCGCACUCCUUCUACCGCGAUGGCAACGAGACCCGCAACGUCGAGGCCGCCGUCUCGCGGGACGGCGGCAUUAGCCUCAGGAGCGGCAUAGUGGGGCUGACCGUGCUGAAGAGCACCGGCUCCGAGUUCCACGGCUUCGUCCGCGACGACUACACCACCCUUCCCGAGACCUGGGACCGAAUCCUGUCCACCGAUGUCGACGCCUCCUGGACAUGGAAGGCAUUCCCUGGGAUCGACGCCGUCCACGACGCAACGCCCAAGUUUGAUGCUGCCUGGGAGGCGGCUAGGAACAUCACCAUGAAGACCUUUGCCGAGGACGAGAGCCCCAGCGUGCAGAACACCAUGUACAAGAUGUGCGAGCAGAUCCUCGCGGCUGUGCCUGAGACCGAGCUGGCUAGCUACUCACUGCCUAAUAAGCACUACUUCGAGAUCGAUCUGAGCUGGCACAAGGGGCUCAAGAACACCGGCAAGGACGCCGAGGUGUACGCGCCCCAAUCUGGUCCAAACGGUCUCAUCAAGUGCGAGGUUUCUCGGUCCUGAACCUUGCGAAACGGCCUCUUGACGAAUCUUGAUGAGUUCUAUAACAUUUUGUAAUUCAUUCCCUUUAAUCUUUGAUGAUCUAGUCGCUGGGACAGUAACAUCUAUUUGGAUCAUACUCCAUUUGGCGGCAGAAACUCUCUCAUGAGCCCAUUGCAUAAGAUAGGUCUGGUUCAUACCGAGUACAUAUAUAGAUGGCUGAAAUCCACUUGUGAUAAAGCAUUGUA